Mesocestoides corti is the source of this 3417-nucleotide messenger RNA. The record is from the annotation of a GenBank genome assembly. NCBI's taxonomy places the organism in Eukaryota, Metazoa, Platyhelminthes, Cestoda, Cyclophyllidea, Mesocestoididae.
AUGGAUUUGAAUCCCGAUUGGGUUGUCAAUGGAACCAAGGUGGUUGAGAGGGCUGCAGCAAAUAGAUGUUUGGUCCUAAAUGAAGCAGCUCAAAACUUGAUUAAGGAGGCCAUCUCCUCUAUUGAUUCAGAGAUAGCAGAGCUUCGCAAAGAAGCCGAACCUCUUGUUUCUGGAAAGUUGACUGACUCGACGUAUACGACUCCGAAGAUAAACUCAAUUUGUCGACCAUUUUUUCGUACCGCUUCUUAUGAUUGUCCACCAAUGAAUGAAGAUGCACAAACACGCCUCAAAUUGAAAGAAACUAAUGUUGCCGAUGAUUUGAAUACCACACUCAAUAGGUUAACACAAUCUGAAACAAUAAAACUUCUUCUUGCUUUGGUUGAUUGUUACCGACUAUCUCUACAGAGGAAACUUACUAGUCAAAUUGAAACACUCACGGAGUCACUAACCCACGUAGAGAAGAGUUUUUCUGAACGCCAGCAGAUAUUUAAAGAAUUACAAUCUACUGAGAAACAGCUCGAUCACUCAAAGUACAUACUUCCAACUGCUUUGCCUAAGCAGCUUGUGAACUGCAUUGCUUCGCUUUCCACAACGAUUAAUGAGACAUCCCACUGGGGCAACAAGUUUGACCAAUUGGCAAUUGGUGUCAAGCAGACAGAGUCGAGGGGGCCCAAUAUUUCCAUGGUUGAGUGGAUUUCAAUUUUCAACAAUGCCCACAACGUCCUCACAGACAAUGACUGGAAUUACAUUUCUGUGCAUGUGCUCAAAGGCGUCAAGUCUGCUACUUUCUGUCGACUCUAUUGGCUCCACAGGUUGCGCCCAGCAACAGGCCGCGGUCUGUGGACAGCGGACGAGCUUUCGAAGUUGGCAUCGGCCGUGAAUGUGUUCGGGUCUCACGGAAAAUGGCAGGAAAUCGCUGGGCAUUUGAAUGACGGUCGGACGGCGUUCGCCUGUUUUAAGGCCUGGCACAAGUACCUUAACCCCCAGCACCCAUCUCGAGCACCUUGGAGUUCAGAGGAAGACGACGCCUUAAAAUUGAUUGUUGAUGACGAAAUUCAGCACGAGUGCAAGGCUCUCAGUUUGGUGGAUUGGGGUGUUGUCAGCGCCCGUCUGCAGACGCGUUCGACCAAGUCGUGCAAGCAGCGGUAUGCAGAGCUGAGAUGCUCGCAGCAGUCGUCGGCCCUGAAGUUCUCCCCCGAGGAGGAUCUGUCCCUUCUGAUGGCCAUUCAACGCCUCGGCACUGGCGGUGGCCUCUAUGGCUGGGGCAACGCCGGCGAAAACCCCGGCAACUGCGGCACGUGGUCGGUCAUUGCGGCCGAGUUGCCGGGCGGUCAGCGGACAGCGAAGGAGUGCGAGCUGCGCCACAACGAGCUGUGCGAAAAGUUCCAGCCCUGGACGUAUGAAGAAACGCGGCGCCUUUUUCAAUUUGGCACGCGAGUCUCCGAAACCACGCACAAAGGCACCGGUCCAUUUAUCACCAUCGCCAUCCUCCCCUACUUCCCUGGCCGCUCAAUGUCUGCUCUGUUGAAUCGCUUCAGGGAUUGUAAGACGCUAGCGAGUGUGCUAAAACGCUCUCGCAGGUUCCCAGACCACAGCGCUGUCACCGGUGCCUUCUUCAACUCUACCGAAUUUGAGCAGGUUCGGUGUCAUUUAUUUGGUCCUCGAACUGUCCUUGGCGAGUGGGUGAAGGAGCUUCAACAGAUGGGCAUCUCCAAUCCCGAGGAAUACGCGUUUUCCAGGCUGCUGGCUUGGAAACCACGCCAGCCUUAUCAGCCGCUGCCUGGACAGAAAAAUAGCUUCAAACAAGAAAUGCAUCACGAAUUUACUCAGCUUCUGCUUGACCUGGAAGAGGGUCUCCUUUUGCCACCCAAAUCCGAGGUUUUGCCUGCGACGACCCCCAGUGUUGCAUCGGUAGCUGCAGAGUCCUCAUCAGCACCAAUCACGUCACUGGGCGUGUUUGGAGUCGCCCGACUCAUCAACAAUUCUCAGUUGAAGCCUGCCCUCUUCUCUCUCCUGUCCGCCGAAAUAGCGCGUCGGAUGAACCAGCCCGUGCCCGAGAUCCCCAGCUUCGAUCUGGAUCGGGGUGUGGGCAAGCGAAAGGUCAAGCCAUCCUACCCCAAAGUAGGCUUGGAUGCACAAAAUUGCCUUCAGACGGCCGGAGAACGACUGUUAAGUGAGAGGGACUUCUUCGCGCGAACUUUUGAGCGUGCACUCAGCAGCAAUGAGACGGCCUCUGCGGCCUACAGCGGGAACAAUUCCAGGGCAUUAGAGUUGAUCGCGCCAGAAUUAGCUGGAGACAUGCUCUUCUUUGCUCAGCAAGACGAUAACGAGAAUUUGCCCCUGCAGCAAAAGUCACAGCCUCCCAGCACAAAAAGCAUUUCCAGCGAAAAACUCCAGCGUCUCUUGCGAAUUCGACAGCUCCUGCUCAAGUCACGACUGCCGAGCAUAAGAUCGGGUUCGCUGAAAACUCCAUGGACCCUGCCUAUCACUGAAGCUGGUCGUUCUGAGCCUGGCCCGUCCAAUGCGCCAUUCCUCUCCUGUCUCCCGCACACCGUAUUGGACCAACUAACCGACUCGCCGUCUGAUUGGGUGGUCGGACCCGCCACCGCCAUGGCCUCCAAGUGUCUGGGCGUGGCGCGUGCACCGUCGCAGAGGCACGCCGAGGGUCCCCUCGUUCUCCUCGAACCUGACGCCGCCGGUGUCCAACUCAUGCCACCAAACUACGCCACAAUCAUUGCGCUGAAGUCGCUGCUGCUGAACUUCCCCGAGCUGCGCAACACAACCGGCGCACACAUGUCCCGCAUUCUCCACUGCAGGAAAUCCUGCAACUUCUUCAACAGAUCCUCUGUGGACAAUGUCACUCUGCCUCCCAUUGGUCAUUAUCAGCCGUCCAGGCAUCAUCUUGCCAUCUACAGUCUCGCCCUCAUCCUACCACUGUCUUCUCCUGUUUCGUCAAUUGUAGAACUCAAGCAGGUUAUCUCGGAACGACCCGACGUUGCCGCGCUGUGGUCGAACCCAAAGCACCGCAUUUUCAUUCUGCGGUGUUUCGCCCUCUUCCUGUGGCCCUGUUUGAUCUCCAGCAUGUCCGCCAGCUCCAUUGUCGAUCGCUCGCUUGCCAUACUGAGGGAGCACAUAUUCAAGAUAGGCGAAAUUGAUAGUCCCCCGAAAAGACUCCGCGAUCUGUCGAUUCCCGCAGCCAUAAAACGAGGAUUACCUGUCGAAGACGAUAGCCACGGACUGCCCGUGCGGAAACGUCGCCGCCGGUACGAGAAAGCGGACAGCCACUACAAAUUGCCCGACUUGUGGACUCAGGUUUCUGUUGACUGUGAUUCCAGCAUUACUGUUCUCUGUGAACUACCGUCCACAGUGGAGGAUCUGGUUCGAGCUGGCUUCCUGCCCACUGGUUUCAGCUCCUAG